AUGAUCGGAAUAUUUGAGAAAUUUGAAUUUAUUUCAUCUGCGUCAUUGACUGCAAAUAUAUCGAAAUUUUCAGAAAUCACAACAUACUACUUAUGAAGAGAGAAAGAGCAAUUAUUCUCAGAGUGAGACAAAUCUUGAAUACGUCAUAUGCAAACUGUAGGAAGCAGUCCAAUUUUCAGGGAAUUCGAGACUAAUAGUAUGGGCCUAUUUGGCUGACUUGAUUCAUUUUCCGAGGUAAGUAUAGAGUCAACCUACUUGGUGCCAUUUUUGUAAUGUACACAUUAUAUUUUGUUUUCUGAUUUCUUGGUGAUUAUAAUUUUGACUAUGUAGAAAACGCCCCCCAAAACAUGAUUAAGCCUAGUUGAAGAUUUUUCCGGCAACGUGGCAUCUAUGCCGCAACUUCUCCGCGGUCACACCGUGGAAGGGAUGUUGGGAGUUUUCCGACACACCCCUCAGCGUCUCGCCACAACCCUCUGUAACUCCGAUGCAGUAGUGUUUAUCUCGAGUUCGAACUUGAAGGAUGGUGUAGUGGAAUCACGUGAGAUAGACUAUCUCGAGAGUAGUUGUAGAUUUGUAUCCAAAAGUUCAGGAGAUCAUCAGAAAAGUGGCGAAGUUCGAGGGCAAGUUGUUUUCCGCCGUGAAUAAUUUUUUUUCUAGCUCACCUCUGGUGAGCCAGAUCAAGGAUUUGAUGACCAGACAAUGCACCCAGCAGGAUGAACCGCCCGAUAACAUUGACCCAUAUAGACACAACGAAAAUGAUGAUAUCACUACCACUUCUAUAGAAGAAGAAAAACCGAUAAUUUACGACAAAAAUCCCAGCUUCUCAAUGAGACAUCCGGCUGUAUCUCGGAGCCAAAUGAAGGAAUUUCGAGAAGCUUUUAGGCUCUUUGACAAAGACGGCGACGGAAGUAUAACAAAAGAGGAACUUGGAAGGGUGAUGAGAUCCUUGGGUCAAUUUGCUCGUACAGAAGAAUUGCAACAGAUGUUACAAGAGGUCGAUGUCGACGGCGAUGGAAACGUGAGUUUCGAAGAGUUCGUGGACAUCGCAUGGUCUGCUUCAGCUGGUUCCGAUCCAGACCAUGUUCAGUCCAGAGAAGAAGAAGAAAAGGAACUAAGGGAUGCUUUCAGAGUUUUCGACAAACACAACAGAGGAUACAUCACAGCAUCGGACCUCAGAGCCGUCCUUCAGUGCUUAGGCGAAGAUUUGUCUGAAGAAGAAAUUGAAGAUAUGAUCAAGGAAGUAGACGUGGAUGGAGAUGGACGCAUUGAUUUCUAUGAAUUCGUCAACGCCCUGGGAGAACCUGGCACAGAAGACAGCUAUGAUGAUGAGGACGAAGACAUCAUUGGUUACUAAUUAUUAUUUAAGAAUGUUGCAUGUUAUAUAUCGCUUAAAAAUAUUAUAUAUUUCAUGUUUGUAAGCUAGAUUAUAUUUAUUGUUAAUGUCACUCUAUUGCCAUAAAUGUAUUUUUUUUGAUAAAUCCAAAAAUUUAUAGAGAAUUCCUAUAUCUAUUUGCUGAUAUGCUACUUUUAUUGCUGUGAUGCAAUUUUGUGCCCUAUAUUAUUCUAUAUAUUAUACAUAAUUAAAUAUUCUUGGUACAUGUUUAUUUGGUAGCUGGUUCUACAAUUUUGAAAAUACGUAUCUACUUAUGAAUUUCCCUUAAUAUUAAAUACGAUUUUUUUAUUAUACGAGUAUGAUAUACUUAACCUGUAUUAGACCAUUUUCGUUGAAAAUUAAAUUGAAUUUAUGAAAUACAUAUUUAUCAAGACACCUCACAAGUCUAUAUGAUGGUAAGCUACAACUCCACGCAAAUAUAUAUAUAUAUAUAAGAUAUUUUAUAAAUUGAUAAUAUAUAUUGUCUUUUUACAAGCUGAACUGUUUUCUCAUGUCAACUAUUUUUUCCUCUCCUUCUACAUAUUGUCGCUUUUUAGUCACUCGCUUCUAGUGGUACACGUAUAAUCUUGAAAGAUUAUAUUUUUCAAUGCUGCUCAAGCACUUCAUCCUUCUUUUAAUAUACCGUACUGCUGAACGAAAAAUCAAAUUAUUUCAUAUAUCACAACAACGUCCUUAAAAAGGGUCAAAUCAUACUCAAAUCAUACAGCCUUAUCCAGUGUGCUUGAAAACUCGUAUGGUCUAUUUUUGGACUCUUACUUUAUAUGUUUUAUUCUAUCAGUAAGCAUUUUAAUUGAAAAAUCUUGUACGUAUUGUUAUCUGAUUUCUAAAAGUGUGUUGUUCAUGAAUGUAUUAAUAUGCACGGUUUCCCAAUCCGUACUCUAAAUAAAUAAAGUAUUUCAAAAAACAUUUCCAUGUUAAUACAUUUUUUCUUGGAGUUGCGAGGAUCCUGAUAUUACGCUUUAAAUGUGAAUUGUAAAAAUAUUUGAAUGGUAAUAAAUGAAUAAUUGAUAAAA
This is a messenger RNA of Acanthoscelides obtectus, 2406 nucleotides long. Lineage: Eukaryota; Metazoa; Arthropoda; Insecta; Coleoptera; Chrysomelidae. The record is from the annotation of a GenBank genome assembly.